AUGUUUAGCAGCGGUGUCGAGCCGCUGGCCGCGUUCGGCGGCAUCCAAGAUGUCGCGGGGCGGUUGCCCUCCACAUUCUGGACUGCGCUCCGGGAGCGUGCCGAACUUUGGCAUGAUUCCUUUUCUGAGCAGCUGGACUACGACAAGGCGUUGAGGAAGGUCUUUUCGCACCUUGCCGCCAAGAAGAGCUCCUUACUUCCUCGUGAUCUGAACGAGUCACUGGAAUCGUUUCCCACAGAGGUGGGCCCGGGAGGGCGCACACUUUGGGGCUUCGCCCUGGCAAACUACUCGGACGAAACGGUGGAGGUCAACUUCACCCAGCUGGCAGUCACAGCUGGCUGGAACCCAAAGCUUUUCUCAGAUGAGACGGGCCAUGGCAGUGGCUGGGCAAUGGGUGAGUUCAACCUUACGAGCGACGCAACGAUUUUGGCGAAGUGCUCGAGCUCUUUUUAUUUGGACUCUGAUUUAGCUUUGCGCUUGGCGGACGUUUAUGGGGAGAACCGGUCCGUGCAUGUUCUGCACUUGCAGAAGGGGCAGCACCGAGUCUUUGUCAAGGCGGCAGAGCCAGGCUUCCGCUGCGAGUUUCUCCUGGAUGGCGCAAAAGCGCGGGAAGCUUUGACGGGCAUGGCAGCUCGUGGGCCCGAGAAGGCACUCAGCCCUUUGGUCUUGCUGAAGGACGUAGCCGUCUCGGAGGUCAUCGGCUCUGAUCUAGCUUCUCCUCACCUGGGAAUCCCCAUCCUCAACACUGCCCGGGAGCCCUUGCACUUGCUCAGCGCUGCGAUUGUCGAAGAAGCGGUGAAUCUCAGUGUCCAAGGAGUCCAUCCCGGCGAUUUGCCUGCUGUACAACCUGGGCAGGCCAUGAUUCUGAGGCUGAACCUUCAGCAGGUUGGGCAGCUGACCUGCCAUGGGCAGCCCAAGGUUUUCACCUUCACGGUAGCUCUGCAGCCAGAGGGCAACCACGCGCCGGUCCAUGCCUCCAUCACCACGCAAUGCCGCCGCAGUGCGGAUCGUGGCUUCCUUGUGGCCUACCCAGACUUCGAUGGCUCGAUCCAAAAGCUCUGGGCCGCACCUCCAGAUGUUAGCCAAUUUGCCAACAGGACCUGCCCGCCUCGGGGUUGUCCGGUGAUGCUCUCUCUGCACGGUGCCUCCGUCAGUGUGGGUCCAGUGUGGGGACAUAGUUAUGAGCUGGGCGGGGAGGAACGCUUCCCCUACGGUGCUUGGCUCGUACAGCCAACAAACCGCUGGCAUUGGGGCACAGACUGGGAAGGGCCCGGCCUGGACAAUGCUUUGGGUGCCCUGCGCUAUGUUCGCGACGAGCUGCCAGGAGCCCCAGGCAACGCGACCGAGCGGCGAAAGAGCCACGGCUUGGACGACACCCGAGUGCUGGUGACAGGCCACUCCAUGGGUGGCCACGGCUGCUUUGUAUUCGCCAGUCACUUUCCAGAUCUGCUGCUGGGUGCUGCUUGUGCCUCCGGCUGGCCGUCCUUGAACUCAUACGCUGGUGAUUCCCAUUCAGGCCUUCUCGAUGGAACCCGUCGCGGUUUGCUGGAAGAAGCCCGCUUUGAGCACGCGGCGGAUUUCGCACACGAGAACCUGGUUGGCGUACCUAUGCUCGUGAUCUACGGGAGCAAGGACGACAACGUCCCACCGACACAACCUCGCAACAUGGUCCGUUUGCUCGAAUCUGCAGGGCAGAAAGACAGCACCGUGACAGCUGUCGAGCUUCCAGGUGUGGGCCACUGGUUCGGCCAGGAUGAGCCUUCUUUGGCCAAGUGGUUUCAAGAGCGCUUGAACGCCAGCUUUGCUGGCGGUGACCUGCGCCUGCCCCAGUUGCCGGAGUACUUCGAAUUUUCCGUGACUUCGCCUGCGACUUACGGAUCCCGCGGGUCCCUCCAGGUGCUUCAGCAACUCGACGCCGCAGAGCCGGGCCGCAUCUUUGUCCAGAGGUGCCCAAAGACCAAGCAGAACAUCACGGCCUGCACCGGCAUAGUGGCUCCGGAGGGAAGUGGCGGAGGCAAUGGGGAUCCCUACUGGCGAGUCGCGACUUUCAAUGUCAGACGCCUCGCUCUUCGACCUCGGCGAGGCCAAGCAUUGCCGCGCAUGCUCUCGGUGGAUGGCACAACGUUUGCCUCCAGCGGUCUGCUGUCAAAGUGUGCGCACCUAUGCCGCGCCGAGAAGCACAGCACCUGGAAAGUUUGUGGCUUGGGCUCAGAUGGUUGCGACUGGGAAGCUGUUCAGCGCGGCGGUCUUCAGGCCGGCGCCGGCCCGGUCCACGCGGCCCUUCGCCGAGCCCCUCUUUGCCUGGCUUUCGGUGCAGGACAGCGCAGCCAAGCAGUGACGUUAGCCAAUAAGCUGUAUUUCGUCAGCCGCUACGCGCCUCGAGUUGUCGAUGCCAGCGGGGCCAACUUUGUGGGAGAUCGGUGGGAUCUUCCUGGCGAGUGCGCCUCCGCAAACCUGCUGUUGAUCGGAUCCCCAUCCGAGAAUGCCUGGACUAGCCGUUUCUCUUGCGCCUUCCCUUAUCUUCAAUUCGUGCGCCCCGAGUCCAAUGAUGCAGGACGAUCCUUCAUCCUGGAUGGGACGUCCUACUCGGCCAACGGCACAGGCCUACUCGCUGUGGGCCCGCUGCCCUCGCGGAAACUCGCACUCCUCGUCCACGGCACAGAUGAGAAAGGUCUGGCGCAGGCUGUGGCAGCAGUGCCUGUGACAUCUGGACGCCACGGCGCCGACUUCCUGGUUCUGGGCCCCUCUGCGGCCUGGAAGGGUGAGGGCGGCAUCCUUGCGGCUGGGUACCUCACUCCGCUGUGGCAGAUUUCGUCAAGUGGUUGGGCAGAGCCGGAGCACCCCUUUGAAGGAGGAGGAGGCUUGGGCUCCACACCUGCAGCUCACUGCUCCGUGGAAAUGGAGGCCAUUACGAAGUCCGACGUGGACCUGGAAG
This is a messenger RNA of Symbiodinium sp. CCMP2456, 2935 nucleotides long. The record is from the annotation of a GenBank genome assembly. NCBI's taxonomy places the organism in Eukaryota, Dinophyceae, Suessiales, Symbiodiniaceae.